Molecule: messenger RNA, 1653 nt
Organism: Dovyalis caffra
Lineage: Eukaryota; Viridiplantae; Streptophyta; Magnoliopsida; Malpighiales; Salicaceae
Source: the annotation of a GenBank genome assembly
AUGGAGAUUGCAUUUGAAUCAUCAGUUUUAGGUCGACCUGUAUUCAUUUCAGGCACCAGAACCUCUUCUUUUUUGCAUUACAAUCGGGUUUCGGAGAUACUGUUUAAGGUUUCUCAAAAGAGUUAUCAAUACCCACCUCGUAUUUCAUCAAAUUUUACCGAUUUUAGACCUUACUGUAGUAGUUCAAUUUUUCCUAGAACUCGUUCAAAAUCGUCAUGCAAUGUUAGCACUGAUGUGGGUACUGAUCAAAAUGUGCAGUUGGAGUUAAUAAAGGUGUUAUUGAAAAGGGGUGUUGUUUUUGGUGCAAUGGUUUGUGGGGUUUUGGUUUUUGGGUGCAAGAGAGUGUUUGCAUCCGAGGGCGUGGUUAAUGCAGGGUAUGGGGUUAUUGGGCAGAGUAUAUUGCUGUUGCGGACUGCUUGGCCUAAAGUGUUGCAGCUCCUUAGUGUUUUUAAAGAGCAAGGUUUGAUAUUGGCUGCGCUUUUGGGAUUGUCUGCAUUUUUUUCGAUGGCUGAGACUUCCAUAACAACGCUAUGGCCAUGGAAGGUUCGUGAGUUGGCUGAAAAAGAGUCUGAUGACGGUGUCUUCAAAAUGCUCCGAAGUGAUGUUACUCGGUUUCUGACUACUAUUCUUAUCGGCACAACUGUCGUUAAUAUCGGAGCAACUGCAUUGGUAACGGAUGCAGCCACAGCGAUAUUUGGUGAAGCUGGAGUUAGUGCGGCCACUGGAGUAAUGACUGUUGCCAUAUUGCUUCUUACUGAGAUCACUCCAAAAAGUAUAGCUGUUCACAAUGCCACCGAGGUUGCCAGGCUUGUGGUUAGGCCAGUGGCGUGGCUUUCAUUAGUAUUAUACCCUGUUGGAAGAGUUGUCACGUAUCUGUCAAUGGGAAUGCUGAAGAUGCUUGGUUUAAAAGGAAGAAGCGAACCAUAUGUUACAGAAGAUGAGUUGAAGUUGAUGUUACGAGGGGCAGAAUUGAGUGGCGCAAUUGAGGAGGAGGAACAGGAUAUGAUUGAGAAUGUGCUAGAGAUCAAGGAUACACAUGUGAGAGAGGUCAUGACACCUCUUGUUGAUGUAGUUGCAAUUGAUGCUAGUGCGACUCUUGUUGAUUUUCAUAAGUUGUGGCUGACUCAUCAAUAUUCAAGAGUACCGGUUUUUGAGCAGCGUGUGGACAACAUUGUGGGUAUUGCCUAUGCAAUGGAUCUGCUGGAUUAUGUUCAGAAGGGUGAGCUGCUAGAAAGUACAACUGUGGGAGACAUGGCUCACAAACCUGCAUACUUUGUACCUGGUUUGACUUAUUCAAUGUCAGUCUGGAAUCUUCUUAGAGAGUUCCGCAUCAGAAAGGUCCACAUGGCUGUUGUUCUUAAUGAAUAUGGUGGAACUGUAGGAAUAGUAACCCUGGAAGAUGUUGUUGAAGAGAUUGUGGGUGAAAUCUUCGACGAAAAUGAUUCAAAAGAAGAGAUAGAGAAGAAAACUGGCUACAUUGUGAUGCGAGCAGAGGGAAUAUACGAUGUUGAUGCGAACACAUCUAUUGAUCAACUCUCUGAAGAUCUAAAUAUCAAAAUGCCAGAGGAUAAAGAUAAAGAUUAUUUUUUAAUGCUUUUUGGAUAUACAGAUAUAAGUGGUGAAUGCUUGGAGAUAUGUUUAGGAUAUUCCUGA